UUACAACGUUUUUAGAUUGGUGGGAGGCGACGGUCGGGUAUUGGUGGAAGCGUUCCGCAGUGUUCCGUCAUUCCCGUGUUGUUGUGGCCAUCGACGACUGCGGUAACACGGUGGAAUAUAUACUGGGGCCCAACAUUUCUUUCCUCCAGCAGUAGUGCAAUCUCAAGUCUGCAGGAGACGGAUACGUUGCAGUACCGCUUUUUCAAGGCUACUUCGAUGGCGAACUACCCUGGCCAGCAGCCAAGUGGCGGUCUGGAUCCUAAGGCUGCUACAUGGUUCCGAACAGUGGACCGGGACAACUCGGGCCGCAUAACUGCGCAGGAACUGCAGCAGGCGCUCUCCUCUGGCAACUGGCAGAAGUUUGACAUCUCAUGCUGCAGGAUGAUGAUUCGGAUGUUUGACAAGGACGGAAACGAUACUGUCGACAUAAACGAAUUUGGCCAUCUGUUCAACUAUGUCAAUGCCUGGAUCUCAGCAUUCCAGAAGUAUGACACUAACAAGUCGUCGAGCGUAGAUGCCAAAGAGCUGCAGCAAGCCUUCGCCGAGAUGGGCUACCGCCUGUCACCGGCCUUCGCUGAAAGCGUGCUGAAGAAGUACGACGUGAACAAGUCCGGCCAGAUCACCGUCGACCACUUCAUCCUGUCGUGCAUCCAGCUGCAGAACCUGACGAACGCCUUCCGUGCGCGAGACUCCGCCAUGAAGGGCAUGAUCCAGAUCGGCUUCGAGGACUUCCUGUCCACGUGCUUCAAGUGCACGGCGUGACCGGCCUGACACGGGAGCGGGAGCGCGGGAGCCGGCCGGGUGGUGCGGGCUCCCGCCGCGGUGCGGACAGAUCUGAAGGCGCAUCGGGAGUUCGUGGCCGCGUUACCCUGCUCAUGAGCAUUGGCUCUUGGAACUUCGCCUGAGUGGAGACGACCAUGCGAGAUCCGGUUUAGUGAUUUGGGCGUUUCUCAUGCAGUUUUUUGUUUCGCUACAGGCGGGCCUUCCGCUUUGUAUGCUGGGCGUGUGUCACGCUGCUCCUUGCGGCCCAUACCCUGGCUGGAUAUCUGUUAGACUUUGUUAUUGGUGCACAUUCAAUAUUUGCCUAGCGCCCAUGCUGCCUUAACUGUGGUGCAUUAUUUGCAUGUGCUUUUGGCAUGGAAGGCAAACAUGUUUUUCGUGUGGAAAAGUGGUAAUAUCCAUAUGCCAAAAUGUAAGGAGGUGUGCCAGAUCUGUUUCGAGCACGGUGCUUUGUGGGUAGCCUUAUUUCCCGUGUGGUGUCGUAUUAUCUCACUCUAGUGCUGUAUGGUCUCAUGAAAUCUCGCGACUUUGUCUUCAGUUCUCUUGAGCACAGUACACUGUCAGCAAUGG
Pollicipes pollicipes is the source of this 1350-nucleotide messenger RNA. Its product is annotated as peflin. Gene Ontology annotation, molecular function: calcium ion binding. Lineage: Eukaryota; Metazoa; Arthropoda; Thecostraca; Pollicipedomorpha; Pollicipedidae. The record is from RefSeq and is a predicted model, not a curated record. The coding region runs from base 217 to 762 and encodes 181 amino acids. The transcript is spliced from 4 exons.